AUUUUCAAUUGCGCAGGAUUGUCGUUCAAUUUUGUAUUUUACCCAUGGAAAUUUGAGAAAUUUUAAUCGAAACGUGCGCGAUGAGGGUGAGCAAAAUUUCGAGCUAUGUUCGGUUCAUCAACGACGUUUCGCAGCGACGGCAGCCAUCUGCAAUCCGAGAGAUCACGGGAAUGUUGCCGUCGUUGUCGAAGGAUUGCAUCGUUUUAGCUGGUGGAAUGCCCAAUGGUGACGCAUUUCCACUCCUCAGUGCCCAGUUCCGUUUACGCGACGGUUCUGUGAUUGACGUGGAUGAAGCCGAGAUGAAAAUCGGAUUGCAAUAUUCGCCAACUGAUGGGUACCCUCCGCUAAUGGCAAAGAUGAAAGAAUUCAUAAGUCGUUACCAUUUGCACGGAAGCGAUGCUGAGAAAUCGGACAUUAAGCUCAGGCAUAUCAUGACACCGGGUUCCCAAGAUGCCCUGUCGAAAUUGCUGGAAGCAACAAUUGCUCCAGGUGACUUCAUAAUUUCGGAGAAACACGUAUACACUGGCGUCGUCUCAGCUGCAGAACCUUGGCAGCCCAAUUUUUUACUCGUGGAUUCCGACGGUGAUGGGAUGAAACCAGAAGCGCUUAGAGAAGCUUUGUCGUCUUGGGACCCAUCAGAAUGUCGGAAAGCGGAUUCCGGCGUUCCAAAGAUUUUGUACACUUGUCCAUCGGGUGGAAAUCCAACCGGUACGUCGUUGACUUUGGCGAGGAAGAAAGAGAUUUAUGGAAUCGCGCAAGAGUACAACUUGCUGAUAAUUGAAGACGAUCCGUAUUAUUUCCUACAAUUUUCCGACGUUCUACCGCCAAGUUUCUUGAGUCUGGAUACAGAUGGCAGAGUUGUUCGCUUGGACAGCUUUAGCAAAAUACUUGCCGCUGGCAUGCGAUUGGGAUGCCUAUCGGGUCCUCCUGAAAUAGUUGAGAGGAUUGCCUUGCAUCAGCAAGUCAGCAUCAUGCAUGUCCCCACACUACUUCAAAUAGUUUUCCUAAAGCUUCUGGACGGAUGGGGUUGGGACGGAUUCAAUCGACAUGUGGAAUCUGUGAAAGAAUUGUACCAGACGCGGUGUAACUUGGCUCUUGAUGCUUGUAAAAAGCAUUUGUCUGGUUUGGCAGAGUGGUAUAAGCCCGGGGGAGGCAUGUUUCUAUGGCUCAAGGUCAAGAAUGUUACAGACACCAGAAGUUUGGUUAUGGUCGAUGGUGUUGCCAAAGGCGUUCUCUGUGUACCUGGGGAGCCAUUCCAACCAGCUGCCACUAGAAAACCUACUCCAUAUGUCCGAGUAUCCUACUCCAGUGCAUCACCGGAAAUGAUUGAUGAAGGUUUGCGACGGUUGGCGGAGGUUAUCAAGGAGCGCCAUCAGAAGAAUAAUUCCGUGAACUGAUUUGUUUUACCCUUAUUGUUUUCAACGUCUGACUUUCCAUCCCGUUGUGACUAAUACAAUACUUCAGUUUCAAAACGCCCGACUUCUGUUUAAAAAAGACGGACUUAGACUUUCAACGAUGAUUUGAAUUGGGUUUAUGAAUUUUCUUCGAUUGACCGUUUAGUGAAUCCUCGCCAAUGGAGCUUGUUCAGAAUUUUAUUUUUCACGAAAAAAGCAAUUGAUGAAAUUAUUGGAAUAAAAGCGCACAUGGAAAACGGAAAUAGAGGACAUACAGAAACGAGGGAAAAAGCGGAAUUAUUUAGAAACAAAAACGAAGAGGA
Notodromas monacha is the source of this 1717-nucleotide messenger RNA. Lineage: Eukaryota; Metazoa; Arthropoda; Ostracoda; Podocopida; Cyprididae. The record is from the annotation of a GenBank genome assembly.